AUGCGUGUCAUCGGUAUAACUUCAUACUCCGCACCUUCAGAAUACCAAUCCUACGAGCAGCCCAAACCUGAACACAAGAAACAGACAAAUAUUAUCAUCAAAGUCCAUGCCGCCAGCAUCAACCCAAUUGACGUCAAAAAGGCCAACGAUGCCUUGAAAAGAGUACUAGAAAUCUCGUUCCCGUAUCAGAUCGCCCACGAUUGUGCAGGAACCGUCCCUGAAAUCGGUUCGAGGGUAACUCGAUGCAAGAUCGGGGACGCUACAGGUUCAUGGAGCGAAUACGUAAUCUGUUCUGAAGAAAAUCUUGCUCUCAAGCCGCCCUCGCUCUCCUUUGCGGAUGCAGCAUCACUCCCUCUAGCUGCCCUGACUGCUCUCCAGGCUCUCCGGAAAUUUGAUGGUGAACUUUCCGGGAAACCCGCCUUUAUUCGUGCUGGUCUAAGCGGAACCGGCUCGUACGCAUGCCAGCUAGCCAAAAACGUCUUCAAAUCAGGAAAAGUAAUCACAACAGUGUCCACAUCGAAAAUCCCGAAAGUCAAAGGAUUAUUAGGUGACUCGACAGUUGGUCAGAGAAGGGAAGAUCCAAAAGCUGUGCUCCCGAACCACUCCGUAGAUUUCCUGUUUGAUACGGUAGGCCUUUCAACAGAAUGCCUCCCGCUUUCGCGACCAGGCGGUUGCAUCAUCUCUAUCUCAACAUUGCCCCCGGCUAUAUCGGUCUAUGUACGAAUGGCUCUCAACCUGCGGGAUUUUGUCUGUAAAAUGUGGGCACAGUGGCAGAGUGUUCCCUAUGAGUAUAUUUGGACUGAUCCCAAUGGUGACGACUUGGAUAUGCUAAGCAGGUGGGUUGAGGAGGGAAUAGUGAAGCCGGUUGUGGGAAAUUCUGUCGGUUUCUAUGAUAUUGAGGCGGUUCGACAGCCUUGUCAGGUUGUGUAUGAUGAUCAAAGUUUGGGGGGGAGGGAGUUUAUCCAGUGGGUUAAGCCAAAGUUAUCGCAAGAUAGGAAAAGUGGCCUAGGCCGUGGACAAAGUUAG
Molecule: messenger RNA, 1026 nt
Organism: Aspergillus alliaceus
Lineage: Eukaryota; Fungi; Ascomycota; Eurotiomycetes; Eurotiales; Aspergillaceae
Product: NADP-dependent oxidoreductase
Exons: 7
Coding region: 1-1026 (341 amino acids)
Molecular function (GO): oxidoreductase activity
Source: RefSeq, a predicted model, not a curated record